AUGGGCGAUUUUCAUCGUAAACUUAAAGAAGGUGAAGUAUUACGGUAUAAAUCGGGUUUUUUGAGUAAAAAAUGGAAAGAGUGUUGGGCGGUAUUGUUCAGUGAUUCUGAAUUCGUAUGGUACGACAAAAAGGGUGAUUCGAAACCGGUGGGUUCAGUUUUCCUGAAAGAUGUUGUGCCGUAUACGUGUGUUGGACCAAUGUGUGAACGAAUGCCAGUACGUCGACCAGAAUUACCACAACGAUACUCGCUACAUCAUCUAGUAGGUAUUGGAAUGGAUUCACAAGCAAACAAAGUCUACUGGUUCCUGUUCUCAUCCGAUUCCGAUCUUGAAUCAUGGUUUACGGAAAUUAUGAAAACUCUACCGAAACCAAAUCCUCCUCCAGCUAAUACUUCGCAACAGUUACCGACAAGUGGAUCUAAUGCACCGCCGCCCACCUAUAAUCCUCCUCCAGUAUAUCCGAGUAGUCCACCUCAAGCGACCACUACAUAUCCUAGCCAACCGGCAUAUAAUCCAACAACAAAUCCAUCACAACCACCAGUGUAUGCUUCAACAGUACCAAAUUAUGGUGGUGGUGGUGGUCCCACAACAAUUAUUAUUCAGGAUCGAAAUGGAGGAGGCUACGGGAACGAACGAUAUGGUGGUAGAUAUAGUGGAAGAAGCAGUGGUCUUGGUCUUGGAAGUGGCAUGUUAAUGGGUUCAUUGCUAGGCUUCGGAUUAGGAAGUACGUGGGGUGGUGGUUGGCAUUCCGGAUUUGGUUUUGGUGGUCAUUGUUAUCCAUCUCAUAUGGGAAUAGGAAUGGGAAUGGGUAAUGGUUUUGGCGGAGGAGGAUAUGUGCAGGAUAAUGACACAUAUAUCACCAAUAACUACUAUGGCGGUGAUGCAGGAAAUAGUGGUACAAUUAGUGAAUAUCAUGAAGACUCAUCAGCAGUUGCUGCAAUUGAUUCAACAGAUAACCAGGAUACGGUACAAGAUUAUAACGAUGGGUAUGACGUGAGUGGAGGAGAUUUUGGUGAUUCUGGCGGUUAUGAUGCUUCUGGCGGUUAUGAUAUAGGAGGUGGUGAUGAUUUUGGUGGUGGUGAUUUUGGUGGUGGUGAUUUUGGUGGUGGUGAUUUUGGAGGUGGUGAUUUUGGUGGCGGUGAUUUUGGUGGUGGUGACUUUGGUGGUGGUGGUGGUGAAUGGUAA
Messenger RNA from Cercopithifilaria johnstoni, 1185 nucleotides. The record is from the annotation of a GenBank genome assembly. Lineage: Eukaryota; Metazoa; Nematoda; Chromadorea; Rhabditida; Onchocercidae.